Ipomoea nil (Japanese morning glory) is the source of this 1431-nucleotide messenger RNA. RefSeq names its product F-box protein At3g58530. Gene Ontology annotation, biological process: SCF-dependent proteasomal ubiquitin-dependent protein catabolic process. Lineage: Eukaryota; Viridiplantae; Streptophyta; Magnoliopsida; Solanales; Convolvulaceae. The coding region runs from base 175 to 1242 and encodes 355 amino acids. Gene Ontology annotation, molecular function: protein binding. The record is from RefSeq and is a predicted model, not a curated record. Gene Ontology annotation, cellular component: SCF ubiquitin ligase complex. The transcript has 12 exons.
UUUUGGUGCCCUAUUGAUUAGACAAAAGUAGGGCAAUUAUGCAAAAUGUCUGAUUAGAAACUUCUUUGUUUGGUGCCCUUGCCCUAGACGAAAUUGAUCAGAAAAUUGAUUUGAAGCAAAGUGAUUGGGGUAGUUGGUUGAGGGUUCCAGGCGAAAGAUUGUUGGUAAAGAGCAAUGGAGAGAAAGGAAGAAGCAUUAACGACAGCAGAAGAAGAGGUAUGGAACCGAGAAACAGUGCCAAAAGUGAUGAUGAUAGUCAGCACCAGACUACCCCAAAAAGACCUCAUGUCUCUAUUGCUCCUCAACCCUUGGAUUCACCGCACUCUCAUCUCACACCCCUCCCUCUGGCUGGCGCUUGAUUUCCAUGAGAUGAACAAUGCUGGGAAUCGCCUCGUUGCAGCCCUUUCUCUGCUGAGAUAUCGGAAUGUGAGGCAUAUAAACCUCGAGUUUGCACAGGAUGUGGAAGAUAAGAAUCUCCAAGAUGUCAAGAGCAAGUGUGGGAAUUCCCUUCAAAACCUUGAGACUUUGAACCUAAAUGGCUGCCAAAAGAUUUCUGAUACAGGGAUAGAAGCUAUAACUAGUAUUUGUCCCAAAUUGAAGGGAUUUUCCAUAUAUUGGAAUGUAAGGGUUACAGAUCUUGGCAUAAUGCAUUUAGUGAGAAACUGCAAACUUGUGGUUGAUUUGAACUUAAGUGGCUGUAAGAAUAUUACAGAUAAAAGUUUGCAUCUAAUUGCGGACAACUAUCAAGAAUUGGAUUCACUGAAUCUCACUAGGUGCAUCAAGCUAACGGAUAGUGGUUUACAAAGGAUAUUGCUGAAGUGCUCUUUGCUUCAAAGUUUGAACCUUUAUGCCCUUUCUAUAUUUACGGAUGAAGCUUACAAGAAGAUUUCACUUUUGCCUCAUCUAAAAUUCCUGGAUCUCUGCGGUGCACAGAAUCUAACGGAUGAUGGACUUUCUUGUAUUGCAAACUGUAAAAGGCUAGCGUCUCUCAAUUUGACAUGGUGUGUAAGAGUUACUGAUGUGGGGGUCUUAGCCAUUGCCCAAGGCUGCAGGUCUCUUGAAUUGCUAAGUUUGUUUGGAAUUGUUGGGGUGACUGACAAGUCUGUGGAGGCACUCUCGAGCUUCUGUUCAAAUACGCUAACAACUCUGGAUGUGAACGGUUGUAUUGGCAUCAAGAAUCGGAGCCGUGAUCAACUGCUCCAACUCUUCCCAAAGCUCGAGUGCUUCAAAGUGCAUAGCUAAUCUCGGUUGUUGGACUCGUAUUCCUUGCGUUUGAGUGAGUAUAAAAACAAUCUUUUCGAAACAUUUUGUUCAUCAUGUGUUAAGUCCCCCCUGCUUAUCCAGAUGAUUGUUCUUGCACUAGGUUGUAAUUUGAUAAAAAUAUUUUUGUUUACAAGGAGAUUUCUAUAUAUUUAUGUCCAGUUCAGUUCA